Drosophila ficusphila is the source of this 2864-nucleotide messenger RNA. RefSeq lists its product as uncharacterized. NCBI's taxonomy places the organism in Eukaryota, Metazoa, Arthropoda, Insecta, Diptera, Drosophilidae. Bases 385 to 2502 code for a protein of 705 amino acids. The record is from RefSeq and is a predicted model, not a curated record. The transcript is spliced from 2 exons.
UCAGUGCGCGAUGAGGAGCCAACUGAAACGGAAAUAAAUCUGCAGUAAUUCGCUGGCGAAAGCGUGGCAAUUGAAAACUCAAACAAAAACAACACCAGAAACAGAAACUUGGGGAAAACACGGCGGAAAAGAGAGAAGGAUAUGCAGACAGCCGAGCGAGUGCAGUCGUGUGAAAAUUGUUGUAUCGAAAGUGCAUAAAAUGUGGCCCACAAACAAUUAGCGAAAUAAGCAGAGCACGGAGAGCAAAACAAAAGGCGGACUAACUAGAAAGCAAACAGGAUGUCAAGGACUUGAGGCAGUGGGGGGAGUGGGGAUCCAGGGGCUGGGAUAGUGCGACCAACUUAAGGAUUUAAGGCGCAUCAGGACUCGCAAGUGUUUGCCAAGAUGCGUACCUACUACACGGCGAAGGAUAUGCGAAAAUACGGCGAUUUAAGCUAUGAAAGCAAAUACCUGCUGGAUCCUAAGUUUAUGACCAAGAGGGACCUGCAGCAAUACUAUCGCUACUACAACAUGAACAAGAGCCGCGGACAAUUCAAAAAGGUAGUGAUUGUGAUCUUCUGCCUCUGCAUAUUUUCCUACCUGUGCGUGGACUACAAUCUCAGGACAAAGUUGCUCCGCUUCCGGGAUGGCUUUGAUUUCAUGGCCCGAAUCGAGGACCAUUACGGCGGGAACGUGACCACGGCCUAUUUCGUGGACACGGCAGGAUGCCGGAUGCCGCACUUUGAGGUCACCGAUGACACAAUUGCCCAGUUUAUGUUCAAGCCACGUUCGUAUAGUUGCAAUAGAGCCUUGAUUCGGACCAGUGACACGGCUCCCGGCGAACUCCACCUCAAUUUGGAUGCCAGCGAGCUCUUAACCUACUACAACAUCAGUGACCUGUCCACCGUUCAUUGCAAUUUCACGGAGGUAAAGCGGAAGACCGACUCCAGUAAUACCUACACUCCGGGUGGAAAUUUCAAGCUGGAAAAAGUGAUGCAACUGCCUCUCAGUUCGGAGUUCAUUUGCAUGUGGUGCUACGACUCCUCGGACAAACUUUUCUACAAAGACUGUCACUUUUUUGCUGUGGAAAAACCGCGGGUUAGACCGCCCUUGAAAGCCGGUUCGGAUAGAGUCAGUUUUAAUAAGAGCAAGGAGGAGCAGGAACGCCUUUCUGUGAUGAUUUUGGGCAUGGACAGCCUAUCGCAUCUGAAUUUCCUGCGUCAAAUGCGCCGCACAGCGAACUAUAUUAGGAAACAUUUGUCCCACGUGGAACUAUGGGGUUAUAAUAAGGUUGGGGACAACACCUUCCCUAAUAUAGUUCCUUUGCUAAGUGGCUUGGAUGACCAGGAACUCAAUCUUGCCUGCACGCCAAAGACAAUGAGAUCGUAUGACAGAUGUUCUUUCAUUUGGAAACGCUAUCAGCAACUUGGAUAUCGCUCCAUUUUCGCUGAGGAUGUGGCACUGCUCUCUGCUUUCAAUUACAAUCAAAAUGGGUUUAAGAAGCAGCCAACAGAUUACUAUUUGCGACCCAUGAUCAUGGAGAUGGAGAAGUCCUUGGCCUUUAAAAAGGAUCUAAAUAUGCAUUUGUGCAUGGGAAGCCGAAGGACUGCGGACGUGCUUUUAGAAUACCUGGGGAAACUUGUUCCCAAAAUGAGCAGGGAUCUGUUCUUCUCCUUUUUCUGGACGGUGGCCCUCACCCAUGAUUAUUUUAAUUUUCCCUCCUUAUUGGAUCAAGCCAUGUUAACACAAUUAACGCAGUUGCAAGAUUCCGGUGUGCUCAAUCGAACGGUGGUGAUGCUGUUAUCAGAUCACGGUUUACGAUGGGGUUCCUUUCGAAGGACCUACCAAGGAAUGAUGGAGGAGCGACAGCCUUUGAUGAUGGUGUUGUACCCACCGUGGAUGAACGAACGCUAUCCCGAAGCCAUUGCCAACCUGAGGUUGAAUGCCCGUCGAUUAACCACCCCCUUUGAUGUUCAUGCAACGAUGAUACAGCUGUUAAAUCUACGAAACUUGGAGGCAGAUCAGUUGCUGCGGAGAUCAAUAGAGCUUGAGGAACCGGACAGCACGUUGCCCAGGGGCAUCAGUUUAUUUCUGCCCAUUCCGGCGGCGAGGACCUGCGAGCAGGCGGGGAUUGCAGCGCACUGGUGCACGUGCCAUCAGCGCCAGGAGCUGCAGACCAACGAUCCUCGAGUGCAACGGGCGGCGAGGUAUCUGGUCCGCCUGAUCAACAGUCGACUGAAGGACAGCUCGCAGUGCAGGACCCUCUACCUGAACUCCAUAUUGCAAGCACUGAUUGCCGCUCCACACUCGAAGAUCGUGAAGAACAUUUCCACGGACUACGCGGUGGACAUCACACUCCGGCUGCAAACGAAACCCGGACUGGGUGUCUUUGAGUCCACGGUGCGAAUGACGGGCUACACGACCGUACUUACGGGCACAAUUAGCCGGUUAAAUCUGUAUGGAAGCCAGAGCUACUGCCUCAAUGAUCCGGCCCUCAAGAUGUUCUGCUAUUGCCACAGAUAAAGCGGAUAGGAUUCUUUCCGGAGAUGGGGUAUUCUGACGUCAAAGACUUGAAACCCAUUAACGUAGCCUUAGCCCAAAAAAAAACUAGUUUAUUUCUAUGAAAUAGCCGAAUGUUUGUAUAAAUAUUAAUGCAGUUUUAGCUUUUGCCGUAAGGGGUUCCCAGUCUUAUGCACCUAUAUAGUCACGGUAGAGUAGCUGAAUUUGUUUAUCUCCCAUUAAAUUAGAGGACAAUAAACUGAAAAAAAAUAACAAAACUAAUAAUCGUAAUAUCCGUGAAAAUACUUUGUGUGUGUAAAAUAAAUGAUAAACUAUUACUGAUAGCGAGGGAGUUAGCGAACUUAUAAAUAAAUACUUGUAUGCGA